Messenger RNA from Manis javanica (Malayan pangolin), 9929 nucleotides. It is a transcript of the gene NAV1, whose product is annotated as neuron navigator 1. Gene Ontology annotation, cellular component: microtubule cytoskeleton; axon initial segment. The record is from RefSeq and is a predicted model, not a curated record. Lineage: Eukaryota; Metazoa; Chordata; Mammalia; Pholidota; Manidae. Gene Ontology annotation, biological process: neurogenesis; microtubule bundle formation; nervous system development. Gene Ontology annotation, molecular function: ATP hydrolysis activity.
GUGGACGCGGCCCCAGAGCCCCGAGAAACUUUCCUCUCGCGAGGAGCAGGCCCCCUGCCCGGCGCCGCUCGGGAUGCGCCCCUCUGCGCGGCGGCGGCGCGGACCCGGAGCCCGGGAGGGCUCGCGCGCCGGAUAGAAGCCUGCAUCGCCGGCCUUGCUACCCGUGGGCAGGAUGGCCCGUGUGAACUCUGCCAGCCGCCCCCACUAUGCCUCCUCCAUCCCUGUGCCCCGGGCUGCUUCCCAGACCAGGAUUCACACACCGGGUGCCUCUCCCCAGCUGCGGCCGCGCCAGGCUGGCCUGGCUCUGAGUCCCCAGCGAGCAGCCUCCCCAGGACUGGGCAGGGCUGGAGGCCCUUGUAGAGGCCCUUCUCCGAAGGCCUCCCGGGGGAGAGGCUCAGCCAAGGCUUCUGGGGCAGUAAGAGAGUCUGUCGAGGGCGGGGAAGGCCUCUCCAGCUCCCCAUGGAGCAGUCCCCGAGCAACCCCGAGAGCAGCCAUCUCCAGCCGGGCUGGAACCAGAAGAGGUGGGGUGACCCUGGGCCCCCAGGGAAAGAAGAAGGUGGUCCAGGAGGGAGUUCCAGUCUGCCAGAGCCGGGGCAGGAGCCCACCCCGAAUGAGCUCUCAUGGAGAAACUCAAAUCCCAGGGGCUCCUGAAGGUCAAAACCCUCCUAACUACUCAGGAAAAGAUCAAAGAGCUACAAACUGCAACAGUUCUGGGGUCCCCAGGUCCUUGGAGCCUGAUGCCUCGGCAGGCGCAGGGGCUUGCUCCCCGGUCAGCAGCCCUGUGCAGAGCACACGGCCCUCCCCCACCCUGGGGGCCAUCAGCUUCUCCUCUGGACAUCAGCAGAGCCAGCCGGUCACCGCCACGGUGGCCCCCUUCCAGUACAGGCUGCAGACAGACCAGGAACCUGGCCCCCUCCCGCAGGGUGGCUCUGCCUUUGAUGGCUACUCCAGCGCCCCUGGUGGGACUGAGACCGAGGGCUUCUCUUGCAUGGUGCCUGCAGACGCGCGGAUCGUCCAUGCGCUCCUCGCGGGCAGAAUGCUGGGCAGCAGCGUCAAGAGCGCGCAGCCCGAGGUGGAACUGAGCGGCGGCGGCGACGAGGGCGCGGACGAGCCCCGGGGCGCGGGUAGGAAGGCGGCCGCGGCGGACGGCAAAGGCAUGCUGCCCAAGCGCGCCAAGGCGCCCGGCGGCGGCGGCGGCGUGGCCAAGGCCAGCGCGGCCGAGCUGAGGGUCUUCAAGUCCGGCAGCGUGGACGGCCGAGCCCCCGGCGGACCGCCGGCCUCCAACCUGCGCAAGCAGAAGUCGCUCACCAACCUCUCCUUCCUCACGGACUCCGAGAAAAAGCUGCAGCUCUAUGAGCCCGAGUGGAGCGACGAUAUGGCCAAGGCGCCCAGGGGCUUGGCUAAGGCGGGGUCCAAAGGCCGCGAGGCUCCGCUCAUGUCCAGGACACUGUCCAAAUCGGAGCACUCGCUCUUCCAGGCCAAGGGCGUCCCGGCAGGCGGUGCCAAGACCCCUCUGGCCCCGCUUGCGCCCACCUUGGGAAAGCCGAGCCGGAUCCCGCGCGGCCCCUACGCCGAGGUCAAGCCGCUGAGCAAGGCUCCUGAGGCUGCCGUGAGCGACGACGGCAAGUCGGACGACGAGCUGCUCUCCAGCAAGGUCAAGGCACAGAAGGGCUCCGGGCCCGGGCCCGCUGCCAAAGGCCAGGAGGAGCGCGCCUUCCUCAAGGUGGACCCCGAGCUCGUGGUGACCGUGCUGGGAGACUUGGAGCAGCUGCUGUUCAGCCAGAUGCUGGACCCAGAGUCCCAGAGAAAGAGGACGGUGCAGAAUGUCCUGGAUCUCCGGCAGAACCUGGAGGAGACCAUGUCCAGCCUGCGGGGCUCUCAGGUGACUCACAGCUCCCUGGAGAUGACCUGCUACGACAGCGAUGAUGCCAACCCUCGCAGCGUGUCCAGCCUCUCCAACCGCUCAUCCCCGCUCUCCUGGCGCUACGGCCAGUCCAGCCCCAGGCUGCAGGCCGGUGAUGCGCCGUCUGUGGGAGGGAGCUGCCGCCCGGAGGGCCCACCUGCCUGGUACAUGCACGGGGAGCGGGCCCACUACUCGCACACCAUGCCCAUGCGCAGCCCCAGCAAGCUCAGCCACAUCUCCCGCCUGGAGCUGGUCGAGUCCCUGGACUCAGACGAGGUAGACCUCAAGUCCGGCUACAUGAGUGACAGCGACCUCAUAGGCAAGACCAUGACUGAGGAUGACGACAUCACGACCGGCUGGGAUGAAAGCAGUUCCAUCAGCAGUGGGCUCAGUGAUGCCUCAGAUAACCUCAGCUCAGAAGAGUUCAAUGCCAGCUCCUCGCUCAACUCCCUCCCAACCACUCCCACUGCUUCUCGCAGGAACUCAACAGUAGUGCUGCGCACAGACUCAGAGAAGCGCUCACUGGCAGAAAGCGGGCUGAGUUGGUUUAGCGAAUCUGAGGAGAAGGCCCCCAAAAAGCUGGAGUACGACAGCGGCAGCCUGAAGAUGGAGCCGGGGGCUUCCAAGUGGCGGAGGGAGCGACCCGAGAGCUGCGACGAUUCAUCCAAAGUUGGGGAGCUGAAAAAGCCCAUCAGCCUGGGCCAGCCUGGCUCCCUGAAGAAGGGCAAGACCCCCCCAGUGGCUGUCACGUCUCCCAUCACUCACACGGCCCAGAGUGCCCUCAAGGUCGCAGGUAAAUCCGAAGGCAGAGGCGCAGACAAGGGCAAGCUCGCCGUGAAGAGCGCCGGGCUGCAGCGGUCCUCCUCCGACGCCGGCCGCGAGCGCCUGAGCGACGCCAAGAGGCCGCCCUCGGGCAUCGCCCGUCCCUCUGCGUCGGGAUCCUUUGGCUACAAGAAGCCGCCUCCCGCCACGGGCACCGCCACCGUCAUGCAGACUGGUGGCUCGGCCACGCUCAGCAAGAUCCAGAAGUCCUCGGGCAUCCCGGUCAAGCCCGUGAAUGGGCGCAAGACCAGCUUGGAUGUGUCCAACAGCGCGGAGCCCGGCUUCCUUGCGCCCGGAGCCCGUUCCAACAUCCAGUACCGCAGCCUGCCCCGGCCGGCCAAGUCCAGCUCCAUGAGCGUGACCGGCGGGCGGGGCGGGCCGCGCCCCGUCAGCAGCAGCAUUGACCCCAGCCUCCUCAGCACCAAGCAGGGGGGCCUCGCCCCAUCCAGACUGAAGGAGCCUUCCAAGGUGGCCGGGGGACGGCCCGCUCCCGCGCCUGUCAAUCAGACGGACCGGGAGAAGGAGAAGGCCAAAGCGAAGGCGGGGGCUGUGGACUCCGACGGCGGCCCCCUGCAGAGCGGCGGCUCCCCAGAGAACGCCCCCAGGAGCCAAGCGAGCCACCCCCCAGCCGCCAAGCUGGCAGAGCUGCCACCGACCCCUCUCAGGACUGCAGCUAAGAGCUUUGUCAAGCCACCCUCACUAGCCAAUCUAGACAAGGUCAACUCCAACAGUCUGGACCUGCCCUCGUCUAGUGACGCCCACCCCCCCAAGGUCCCGGAUCUGCAUGCUACAAGCUCGGCCACCGGAGGCGCUCUCCCUUCCUGCUUCGCCCCCAGUCCAGCACCCAUUCUCAAUAUCAACUCUGCCAGCUUCUCCCAAGGCCUGGAGCUCAUGAGUGGCUUCAGUGUUCCAAAAGAGACCUGCAUGUACCCCAAACUCUCAGGCCUGCACAGGAGCAUGGAGUCCCUCCAGAUGCCAAUGAGCCUGCCCAGUGCCUUCCCCACCAGUGCUCCCAUCCCCACCCCGCCUGCUCCCCCAGCUGCACCCCCAGAGGAAGACGUAGAAGAGCUGACCUGGAGUGGAAGCCCCAGAACUGGGCAGUUGGACAGUAAUCAGCGGGAUCGGAACACCCUUCCCAAGAAAGGGCUCAGGUACCAGCUUCAGGCCCAAGAGGACACCAAGGAGAGGCGACAUUCCCAUACCAUCGGGGGGCUGCCUGAAUCCGACGACCCGUCCGAGCUGCCUUCCCCCCCUGCCCUCUCCAUGUCCUUGAGUGCAAAGGGCCAGCUUACCAACAUAGUGAGUCCCACUGCGGCCACGCCAAGAGUCGCCCGCUCCAACAGCAUCCCCACCCACGAGGCCGCCUUCGAGCUGUACAGCGGCUCCCAAAUGGGGAGCACCCUGUCCCUGGCCGAGAGACCCAAGGGAAUGAUUCGGUCAGGAUCCUUCCGAGACCCCACGGACGAUGUUCACGGCUCGGUGCUGUCCCUGGCCUCCAGCGCCUCCUCCACUUACUCCUCAGCUGAGGAGAGGAUGCAGUCUGAGCAAAUCCGGAAGCUUCGUAGGGAAUUGGAAUCGUCCCAGGAGAAAGUGGCCACCCUGACGUCUCAACUCUCUGCCAAUGCUAAUCUAGUCGCAGCGUUUGAGCAGAGCCUGGUGAACAUGACCUCCCGCCUACGACACCUGGCAGAGACGGCAGAGGAGAAGGAUACUGAGCUACUCGAUUUACGAGAAACCAUAGACUUUCUGAAGAAAAAGAACUCUGAGGCUCAGGCCGUUAUUCAGGGAGCCCUUAAUGCCUCGGAAAUCACACCCAAAGAACUUCGGAUCAAGAGACAGAACUCCUCAGAUAGCAUCUCGAGCCUCAAUAGCAUCACCAGCCACUCCAGCGUUGGUAGCGGCAAGGAUGCUGAUGCAAAAAAGAAGAAGAAGAAGAGCUGGCUUCGAAGUUCCUUCAACAAAGCCUUCAGUAUAAAAAAGGGACCCAAGUCCGCUUCCUCAUAUUCUGAUAUUGAGGAGAUUGCCACACCCGACUCCUCGGCCCCCUCGUCCCCCAAACUACAGCAUGGCCCCACCGAGACGGCUUCACCCUCCAUCAAGUCCUCCACCUCGUCCUCCGUGGGCAUGGAGGCCACGGAGGGCCCUGCCCACUCGGGUCCCCACGCCAGGCUGUUCCAUGCCAGUGAGGAGGAGGAGCCGGAGAAGAAGGAGGUAUCAGAGCUGCGUUCCGAGCUGUGGGAGAAAGAGAUGAAGCUUACAGACAUCCGCUUGGAAGCCCUCAACUCUGCCCACCAACUGGACCAGCUUCGCGAAACCAUGCAUAACAUGCAGUUGGAGGUGGACUUGCUGAAAGCAGAGAAUGACCGGCUGAAGGUGGCCCCAGGCCCCUCAUUGGGAUCCGCUCCAGGGCAGGUCCCUGCACCGUCCACUUUGUCAUCCCCUCGCCGCUCCCUGGGCCUUGCGCUCACUCAUUCCUUCAGCCCAAGCCUCGCAGACACAGACCUGUCCCCCAUGGAUGGCGUCAGCAGCGGUGGCCCAAAGGAGGAAGCGACCCUGCGGGUGGUGGUGAGGAUGCCCCCCCAGCACAUCAUCAAAGGGGACCUGAAGCAGCAGGAGUUCUUCCUGGGAUGCAGCAAGGUCAGUGGAAAAGUCGACUGGAAGACCCUGGAUGAAGCUGUUUUCCAAGUGUUCAAGGACUAUGUCUCCAAGAUGGACCCAGCCUCAACCCUGGGCCUCAGCAUGGAGUCCGUCCACGGCUACAGCGUCAGCCACGUGAAGCGAGUGUUGGACGUGGAGCCCCCAGAGAUGCCUCCGUGCCGUCGAGGUGUCAAUAACAUAUCAGUCUCCCUUAAAGGUCUGAAGGAGAAGUGCGUCGACAGCCUGGUGUUUGAGACGCUGAUCCCCAAGCCGAUGAUGCAGCACUACAUCAGCCUGCUGCUCAAGCACCGGCGCCUCGUGCUCUCGGGCCCCAGCGGCACCGGCAAGACCUACCUGACCAACCGGCUGGCCGAGUACCUGGUGGAGCGCUCUGGCCGCGAGGUCACCGAGGGCAUCGUCAGCACCUUCAACAUGCACCAGCAGUCUUGCAAGGAUCUACAACUGUAUCUCUCCAACCUGGCCAACCAGAUAGACCGGGAAACAGGGAUUGGGGACGUCCCUCUGGUGGUCUUACUGGAUGACCUGAGUGAGGCAGGCUCCAUCAGCGAGCUGGUCAACGGGGCCCUCACCUGCAAGUAUCACAAGUGUCCCUAUAUUAUAGGUACCACCAAUCAGCCUGUAAAAAUGACGCCCAAUCAUGGCUUGCACUUGAGCUUCAGGAUGUUGACCUUCUCCAACAAUGUGGAACCGGCCAAUGGCUUCCUGGUUCGUUACCUGAGGAGGAAGCUGGUGGAGUCAGACAGCGACAUCAAUGCCAACAAGGAAGAGCUGCUUCGGGUGCUUGACUGGGUGCCCAAGCUGUGGUACCAUCUCCACACCUUCCUUGAGAAGCACAGCACCUCAGACUUCCUCAUCGGCCCUUGCUUCUUUCUGUCCUGCCCCAUUGGCAUAGAGGACUUCAGAACCUGGUUCAUUGACCUGUGGAACAACUCUAUCAUUCCCUACCUACAGGAAGGAGCCAAGGAUGGGAUCAAGGUCCAUGGACAGAAAGCCGCUUGGGAGGACCCAGUGGAGUGGGUCCGGGACACUCUCCCCUGGCCAUCAGCCCAGCAAGACCAGUCAAAGCUGUACCACCUGCCCCCACCCACCGUGGGCCCUCACAGCAUGGCCUCACCUCCUGAGGACAGGACAGUCAAAGACAGUACCCCGAUUUCCCUGGAUUCAGACCCUCUGAUGGCCAUGCUGCUGAAACUUCAAGAAGCUGCCAAUUAUAUUGAGUCUCCAGAUCGAGAAACCAUCCUGGACCCCAACCUCCAGGCAACACUCUGAGGGUCCCGCAGUCCCUCUCAUCAGCGGGUAUCAGCUCCGUCGGUGCCUCCUCUCCCCUCUCCUCUUAAAGAGCACUGGCUCGAGGCCCAAGAGGAGACCAGGAGAGAGGAGCAGGGAGAGAGGAGGAGUGGGCUCUUGGUGCUGCAGCUUUGGGGACUGGCGGCGUGCAGUGGGGACACUAGGGUCCCCUGGAUACACUUCUAGGCCUCCUCUCACGACUUUGGGGAAAAGAUGGUUCUGGGUCUUUUUCCUUUAUUUCUUGUCUCAGUUACAGACUCCUGGCCUUUCGGGGGAGGGGAUCAGAAGACAUCAAAGAAACCUGCAGCGGUUCCUAACCAGUUCUCCUGAGGGACUCUGAGAGACAGUGCUCUGUGGGGAAAUCUGUGGGGGGCAGAAGCUCCCUGGAAUCUCUUGCAGACUCUGCCCAAUUCUGUCACCACUGCCAACAGCUCUUCCCCCCGAGAUCUGGCUGGAGCCCAGAAAAAGAAGCAUGUGGUUUAAAAAAUGUUUAAAUCGAUCUAUAAAAAGUAAAAAGAAAAAUAAAAGGAAAAGAUGAAGCUGGAGAGAGGGGAACCAGUUGCGAAGGUAGAGAGAAGCCCUGCCCACCCCGGGUGACAUAGGGAACGUCGACAAGACGGCUGCCAAUCUAAGAAGUCGCCAAACCACGAAAAUAACAUUACAGCCUUCAAAGACUGCUAGUUCUGUCUUACACCUCCUAAUUUAACAUGCAUGAAGUCAAUAAACCCUCCUUUUUUAAUUUUUAAUUUUUGGGUUUUUUUCUCCCAUUUGCCUAUUUAUUUUCCCUUUUUUUUUGGUUUUGGUUUUUUUUUUUGCAUUUCCUCACAUGUCCACAAGAUGCUCAGGUUGCUGUUCCAGGAGCUAGUUUGAUUUUUCCAAGUGGGUUUUCUUUGGAGAAUCUGAUGCCAUCUAAUUGGCACCAGCUAGACACCUUUUAUGUCACCGUCUCUGGCAUCCUGGGGCUUACUAUAUGAGACAUGAAGCAUUGGCUCGGAAGUAGUGAGAGAAGAGGAACCUUUAUUUCCCUUUUGAGAAAGCACACAUUUUGCCUGGGAGCUCAGCUGUCAGCCUCUGUCAUGAGAGCGUAUUGCCCCAUCUUGAUACAAGAUCUACGCUGAGCUUCGCCGUGGACUGGAGGAGAACUAGGAAGCCAGAAGUAUUCCUCUGUCUUGUGGCCUGUCUUUCCCCUCAUUCUUCUGAUGGUGGCCACUUUGCCCGACUGAAUCCAGAAUCCCUGGCUGACCUUUACUAUGUGUUUUGGAAAAGUGAAUAGUCACUUAGCAGAGAAUUGACAUCCAUGUGGGAUAUACUCCCAGUCAGAAUACAAGGCUCGAAGAAUCCGACUUGGUAGCAAAGAUCUGCCUUCCAAAGGGAUCCUCCUUUUACAGAAGUUGCCGUGAAGGUCUGGCUACCUACACACUAAUUCAGCAAGUACCUAUUAAGUACCUCCUGUGUGCCAGUCACUAGGUCAAAAAAAAAAGACUUGGGUCCUUAGGUUGACAAUCUAGUAGAAAUGUUAACCUCCAUGAAGUGCACAUCCCAUUAUCUAGAUCUUCAAGAUAAUCUAAGAAAUGUAGCCCAAACCCAAGGAACCAACUAGAAAGAAGAUUAAUUAUGUCCAAUACAUUGGCAGCAGAAGAUCUGCGAUCAAUCAAGGUGGAACCUUUUGUUUACCCAGGUGGCAUUUUGUUUACCCAGUGGGCAAGUCUACUCCCGCCAUUUAUGAAAACCCCUGUGGGAUCAGAUCGAGGCUGAGCUUCCUGAUGAGGCCAGAGUUUCAGGGCUCUGCAGAUGAGGGCCGUGCGAAGAGCCUGCGUCCAAGUGUCGCCUUUCAGAUUCCUGAGCAGCACAGGAUCUUAGAAUCUACAGGCAUGCAAACCUGGAUCGCUGCGUCCCACCAAAUGAAGAAUUAGAUGCAUCUGAAUCUUCAUCUCUCUUAUUUUGGUCCAAAAGAUGGUCUAGAAUGUUCCCCAAGACAGCUUCUGCAUUCAUCUAGUAGCUCCCAGAGAUGACGGGGCCCUCUGUGCUGGAGACCGUUAUUGGUAUUGCUGCUAAGUCCGUGUGCAAUGAAGAUGCCUGACCAACUCAGCUGUAAAAUACGCAGCUCUGUGGUGGGAAGAGGCUGUUUGUCCUAGGAUGGUGCUGAAAUCACUGCCUUAAGGUCUCUGCUGUGCAGAAUGAGGAGGCCCCAGAGCCGGGUGUUCUAAUUGGAAGGAAGGGACGACCGUAUGGGCCUCUUCUGAACCCUGUCCUUAGCUCCAGUCCGUGGCAGGGCUCAGACUUCAGUGCCAUCUUCAUGAAGUGGCUGAGCCCUUGACUUUCUAUUUUCUGGUGCUGCCCGGCCAGUGCCUUCUGUCAUGGAUGUUACUGGCUACUUGAGGAAAGGGAAAGGGGAGAACCCUUUCCUCCAUUCCAUCUGCCUCAGACCCCCAGAGGGAUUCUUGUGUCCCUGGCAACCAUGGAUACCACCCUGAAUUCACCUGGAUCCUCAGCAGGUUGGUUCUGGAGGCCUCUUGUGUUAGGACUUUCAUCUCUCUGUUCCUGGGAUCCAUCCCCCUCUGCUCUGAGUUGACUGCUGCAUUUUAGCCCAGGUUUCCAGUUGCUUUCUUCCAGGAAGUGUGUUCCCAUCGAGCGAGGUGGUACCGCAGCUUCAGCUUUCCCUCGGGAGCAGGGGACCCUGUUUACAGUUGCACGCCUGGGACCCCACUGCAGGGAUCCAUCCUCUCACCACAGAAUCACAGUGAUGUGGCAACUGCAGAAGGUUGAGCCUCCUCAUGGUGCUAUAACCCCUUGGGACGCUCACCCAGACUUGUCCAACGCAGGAAACCUGAGCUCCCCUGACUGCCCUAGAAUUAAUGGCAAGAUCAAAUCCAUAGCAUUCUCUCUACCUAUGACACCUGCUUCUUAGUCGAGACCACUGGGAUCCUUCAAGAAAGGAAAACCAGGUCCCAGAGCAAAAUUUGCAACCCCAGACACCUUCAGAAGAAUCCAGCCUAUCUAAGACUGGAAUGUGUGCUAUCCUCUUCCUUUCUGGUCCUUCAAGUCCAGUCCUCACCAAGGUUGGCUAGCAGAUGACACGUUUCAAUACCUAACAUCAACUUCUGGGGAGAGCCACAACUCCCGGAAACCUUCUUCAGCAGAUCCCUCUCAUUUCUGGGUAAAGAAGACCAAUGCGUUCGUCCCGUGUAUUUGUCUCUCAAUCCCUACCUAGGCACUAAAAAUAAAACACUAGGUAAUUGGAGGCUAAUAUGGGGCCUGA